Messenger RNA from Prosopis cineraria, 1813 nucleotides. RefSeq names its product protein APEM9-like. Gene Ontology annotation, biological process: peroxisomal membrane transport. NCBI's taxonomy places the organism in Eukaryota, Viridiplantae, Streptophyta, Magnoliopsida, Fabales, Fabaceae. The transcript has a single exon. The record is from RefSeq and is a predicted model, not a curated record. The coding region runs from base 421 to 1500 and encodes 359 amino acids.
AUAAUUUGGCCACUCAUAGAGAGUCUGGCUCCGCCCCUGAUCCGAACGCAUUGUCGCCCGAAGCGUUGGAGAAGCAUCGAUGUUGGAAUGGCUUUGAGAAGCAGGUCAGAAGCCAAAAACCUAUCCGAGCCCCGAAACCUGACGGGAUGAAGAGUACGUCGUCCACGGAAGAGAGAAAGAAUUGACGAGUUCGAAAAUUUCAAUCUACUUUCCAGGCUGCACCUCGAAGAGCUUCCACCGGGAGGUAAUUACCUUUUUCGUCAUUCCUUGCGCAGUCGAUGGAGAAUUCUCUGCCAAAUUAGUGCAAAGUGAAGGAAACGACAAGCCAGACAAGAGUGAAAGAGAAGCUGAAGCCUGUUUCCUUAUCCUUGGCCGAUUUUCGUCAAACCAAACCCUAAAUCAUUACCUCAAUUGGAGAAGAUGGUAAUUUUUACUGCUACGACAACUUCUGAAAUAUGGAAAGAGAUAGAACUUGCGGAGAGCUACCUUGUUUGCUCCAUGUUCGAAGGAGCCGCGUCAUUAUCUUCAUCUAUCUUGAAGCGUUUGCGUGAAAAUGGUAGAGGCGUGGCAACCGAAGAAGAAGCUGCUCAAAUGUUUGAUAUGUUGGAAUCAACUGGUAUGGUGCUGGUUCAGUCAUUAAAGGAACUUGGCAGGACAUCAGAAAUUCUGAAUCAACUCAAGCUAUGUUUUAUGUCGGCAAAGUUCAUUCCUGCUCAAGUUCUUCUUACUGGGGUUUGUCUCCAAAUCGCGGACGGUUCUCCUUUGGCUGUUCGAGAACUCAUUGAAGAGUUUCUUGAUGGAUGGAUUCUUGAGGGUGAACAAUACUGCACUGUCGUUGCAGAAGAAAAUUUAGAGCGUGAAACCGGAUGUAAUGUACAAAUUGUUCUAGGAAUUGAUAAGUAUGUGGAAAUUGUUGAGUUCUAUGCUGUCACACUUCUUGCGACAGUUCUAAAUGAUGUAGAUCUUGCUAUUUCGUGGGUUGAGAAAGCUUCAUUACCUGAAGGAAAACGACAGGGAAUUUUGAGGAGGCUACACUCCAUGCAUUCCUCUAAAUCUACCGACAUGUCCCAGAUUUCCCUUUCACAAUCUCCAGCAAAUAAUAACGAAGCUUGUUCUCCGGCAGAACUACAGUCAUCUGAAGGCUUGUCCAAAGCCUUGAAAGGCAAACAUCCAGAAAAUAAAAAGUUUAGAUCAAAAGAAGUGAUUCUAAAAUUGUCUGAACGAAUAGAACCAUGUUUCUGGUGCUUCCGUUCUAUCAAUUUGAAGCUUGGCAAUGCUCAGUUUGUCAUAUCUAAGGGGAAGAUAAUGCUCGGUUGUUUGAUCUUGCUCAUAUGUUAUGUUUUCAGGAAGAAGCAAGCUAGUGUAAAAGGGAUUAUUAAAAGACAAUUGGUUGCCGUGAAGAGGGCAUUGGUAGAUAUGUGGCAGCUUGCAUUUUCGUAUCAGCUAAACCCUCUAGCUGGUGUUCAACCUCUUCCUGCUGCUACACGCGGAGGUCAGUGAUGGAACAAUUGGUCAUUCAUUUGGAAUUCCUGGAUUGAGUUCUUGAAUAGCCUUGUGGUUCUUGGAAAACUACAUUUUUUUUUAUUUUGGCUUCACUUUUACUACUCACCAGCGCCACAAUGGAAGCAAUUUAGCAAAAUGUCUUCUGCUCUGCUUUUCUCAGAGUUGUCUAGAAUAGUACUUAAAAUAGUUGACUUGAAGGGUUAUAUGACUUACGACUAUCACAGGUUCUAAUUCCCAACAUUUGGGGUUAUGUACACAAUAAAGUUUAGUCAACUCUACACCAUAUAAAUAAAUAUUCUAUAAUUUAAUA